Messenger RNA from Dacryopinax primogenitus, 432 nucleotides. RefSeq lists its product as uncharacterized. The record is from RefSeq and is a predicted model, not a curated record. Gene Ontology annotation, biological process: C-terminal protein methylation. Lineage: Eukaryota; Fungi; Basidiomycota; Dacrymycetes; Dacrymycetales; Dacrymycetaceae. The transcript is spliced from 2 exons. Gene Ontology annotation, molecular function: protein C-terminal S-isoprenylcysteine carboxyl O-methyltransferase activity. Gene Ontology annotation, cellular component: membrane. Bases 1 to 432 code for a protein of 143 amino acids.
AUGUGGCUGACGCUUGCAGGGAUUGCAGGUUACCUGCUAAGUUGGGCUGGUGCAGAGCUGCGUGGACUGUGCUACCAAACGCUUGGGAAAUACUUCACGUUCCGUCUGGCAGUGCAGGAAGAUCAACCGCUAAUCACCUCUGGCCCGUACGCAUACCUUCGCCAUCCGGGGUAUCUGGGCGCCUUCCUACAGGGCUUUGGCAUGGAGCUAUCCCUCAUCCUGGCGAAUCCGAUUUCACUGUGUUAUGGACGGAACUUAUUCAAAUACAGCAAGGAGGUCGAGAUCAUACUCCUCAUUCUUGGAUUCUUCCCGGGCAUAGUAGCGAUGUUACGGCGUAUGACGGAGGAGGAGAUGAUGAUGAAAGCAAAAAUUGGCAAAGAGUAUACAGAUUGGGAGAGGAGAACGUGGCGGCUGAUCCCCUUUAUUUAUUGA